This is a messenger RNA of Linderina pennispora, 939 nucleotides long. RefSeq names its product hydroxymethylglutaryl-CoA lyase. Gene Ontology annotation, molecular function: hydroxymethylglutaryl-CoA lyase activity. NCBI's taxonomy places the organism in Eukaryota, Fungi, Kickxellomycota, Kickxellomycetes, Kickxellales, Kickxellaceae. The transcript has 3 exons. Gene Ontology annotation, biological process: ketone body biosynthetic process; L-leucine catabolic process. The record is from RefSeq and is a predicted model, not a curated record. The coding region runs from base 1 to 939 and encodes 312 amino acids.
AUGUUCCUCAACCCGCUGAGCACCUUUUCCCUGCGCUCGUCGCUGCGCUUCCGCCUCCCGCGCGCCUUCAGCACAACCCGCCGGGUGUCCAAGGCAAAGACAUUGCCGUCUGCCGAUGCCUCGCGGCCGUUUGUCAAGAUCGUCGAGGUCGGUCCUCGCGACGGCCUGCAGAACGAGAAGACGCUGAUCCCAGCAGCAGUCAAGAUCUCGCUGAUCAACCAGCUGACAGACGCCGGGCUCCCGGUCGUCGAGGCGACCUCGUUUGUGUCGCCAAAGUGGGUGCCGCAGAUGGGCGACGCCAAGCAGGUCAUGGCAGGCAUUACACGCAGUCCCAAUGUGUCGUACCCAGUGCUGACGCCCAACACCAAGGGUCUGGAGGCAGCAAUUGCAGCGGGUGCCGAGGAGGUGGCGAUUUUCGGCGCGGCGUCCGAGUCGUUCAGCCAAAAGAACAUCAACUGCUCGAUUGCCGAGAGCAUCCAGGAGCAGGCGGGCCUGCGGGUGCGUGGGUAUGUGUCCUGUGUGGUUGGGUGCCCGUACGAGGGCAAGAUCGACCCGCAGGCAGUUGCCGACGUCGCCGGACGUCUGGCGGCGCUCGGGUGCUACGAGAUUUCGCUGGGCGACACGAUCGGCGUGGGGCGGCCAAGCGAGAUCCGCGCGAUGAUCGAGGCCGUGUCCAAGACGGUGCCGGUCGAGAAGCUGGCGAUCCACUGCCACGACACGUACGGCCAGGCGCUGGCCAAUAUCUAUGCGUCGCUGGAGGCAGGGAUCCGGGUCGUGGACUCGUCGGUUGCGGGUCUUGGCGGGUGCCCGUAUGCCAAGGGCGCCACGGGCAAUGUGGCCACCGAGGACGUCCUGGCGGGCAUUGGCCAGUGGAUCUCCAAUGAGCUGGGCCGCCCCACUGGUUCGCGCGUGGGCCGUGCUUUGCUGGCCAAGAAGUAG